Drosophila ficusphila is the source of this 914-nucleotide messenger RNA. RefSeq names its product protein Fer3 (gene Fer3). The record is from RefSeq and is a predicted model, not a curated record. Bases 102 to 689 code for a protein of 195 amino acids. The transcript is spliced from 2 exons. Gene Ontology annotation, molecular function: DNA-binding transcription factor activity, RNA polymerase II-specific; protein dimerization activity; RNA polymerase II transcription regulatory region sequence-specific DNA binding. Gene Ontology annotation, biological process: regulation of transcription by RNA polymerase II; developmental process. Lineage: Eukaryota; Metazoa; Arthropoda; Insecta; Diptera; Drosophilidae.
UGCGGACAAUCAGAAUUUAUUGGAACACAGUCUUCCAAGCAGAACAGACCCAAGGUCUUCCAAUUGCAGUAGCAGUAGCAAAUCCAAUCGGACAGACAAACAUGCAGCAUCCGCAUCCCAGUGACCAGCCCACAUAUAUGCCAGAGGUUCCCUUCCAACCGCUUUGGGGUCAAGAGGCUCCACCACCUCCCAUUGUUCCUUACCAAGAACUCAUCGCCGGAUUUCCCUGCACCGAUUUGUCUCUGUGGCAAAGAUCGCAGGUAACUCCAUUGGUGCCACAACGUCCAACCACAAAUGGCAGGGCCAACGGAUCCUCCAGCUCCUCGAAGAAAACCCGUCGACGUGUGGCCUCGAUGGCACAAAGAAGGGCUGCUAAUAUCCGCGAACGCCGACGGAUGUUUAAUCUGAACGAGGCCUUCGACAAACUGCGACGCAAGGUGCCCACAUUCGCCUACGAAAAGCGGCUUUCCCGCAUCGAAACCCUUCGACUGGCCAUCACCUACAUCGGCUUCAUGGCGGAGCUGCUCAGCGGUACUCCAUCGAAUUCCCACAAAUCCCGAUCGGAUGUCUAUGGCAGCAUGAAUGGACACCAUCAGGCGCCUCCGCCGGCAAUCCAUCCGCAUCAUUUGCAUCCUGCGGCGGCAUAUCAACGCGACUUUGCAUCGCCCUAUAACCAUAGUUUAACCUAAGGUUCUUUCGAUCUCUGAAUACAGAGGAACUAGUCUUCGAACAAAGAAAAUUAAAGCCUAGCAGGCUGGCUUUAGGUGAUUAUGACGAGAGGUAUUCCUGGAAAUACCGUGGAGUCCCUAGUCAAAUCAGCUUUGAUUUAUAACAUAAAUGUAGAUAGAAAUUAAUGAAGAAUGUUAAUCCGUAAUUUAAUGUUUGUUUUAAAAACAAUAAUAAAUAUUGCUUAU